Molecule: messenger RNA, 839 nt
Organism: Alexandromys fortis (reed vole)
Lineage: Eukaryota; Metazoa; Chordata; Mammalia; Rodentia; Cricetidae
Product: transcription elongation factor A protein-like 5
Exons: 3
Coding region: 255-839 (194 amino acids)
Source: RefSeq, a predicted model, not a curated record
GGAGCCCACUGGUGACGUUUUGUCACGUGAUCAGGAGCAGCCGUCUGCAGAAGUCCCUCUCUCCCAGGUACCAGCAGCCGCCAGAUCCUUAUCUCCGUGGAGGAAGGCAGGCUUGAAACUGAGCGACAGGGGGGGGGGCAGCUGCCCUAUAGCCCGGCAGGUCUUCAGGUCUGUGGUCGUGGGCACCGAUCCAGCUAAGAAAAGGAAGGGCCUGCAAUAUCAGUGCAGGACAAGCGGCAAAGGAAAAUCGCAACAUGGAAAAGUUCUUCAAAGAAAUUGAAGGGAAGCCAGAAAACAAGGGACGGGCGGAAGAUGAAGGAAAUCCAGAAGAAGGAGGAAACGCAGACAAAGACAAGUCCCAUGCAGACGGGAAGCCUGCACGCCAGGGGAAGCUAGAGGAGGGAGGGCCAGGUGAGCAGGGACAACAGAAAAGUGAGGGGAAGCCAGAAAAUCAGGGAAAGUCUGAAGGGGAGGCCAAGCGCCAAGGGGAGGGCAAGCCAGCCAGCGAGGCGCGGGCCGCAGAAAAGCGCCCUGCUGAAGAUUACGUGCCACGGAAAGCCAAGCGAAAAACAGAUAGGAGCACAGAGGAUUCUCCCAAGAACCCCCAGGAGGACUUCCAGGACAGGCAUGUCAGCAGUGAGGAGAUGAUGAGAGAGUGUGCAGAUGUGGCGAGGGCGCAGGAAGAGCUGAGGAAGAGGCAGAGAAUGGGAGGUUUUCCCUGGUUGCCAAGAGAUGCUGCGCAGGAUGCUCUAGUCCCCCGGGGCCAACGGGGAGUCAGGGGAAUGAGGGGCGGAGGAGGCAGGGGCCAGAAGGACUUGGAAGACGCUCCCUUUGUUUAA